CUUACUUUAUAGUUUGACAGCUCGUACUUGCUACGCACCGUCGUGACAGUAGCUGUAAACUCAAUUGCUGCUGCUUUCUGCAUUGACAAACAAACCGUUGCAUUUACCAAAACUGCCUGAAAAUGCUGUCCUACAUCAUUGGUUUGAUCCGAGGCGGAUUUGACAGCAUCGUCAACUUAAUCUUCAGACUCCUGUUCAGGAAGAGUAGACCCGCCCUCACCUUAGAGGACCCCAACAUUAAGUAUGCACUGCGGCUGCUGGACAAACAGAUUGUCAGCCAUGACACCAGAAAGUUCCGCUUUGCCCUGCCUUCCUCUGAACACAUCCUGGGUCUUCCCAUCGGGCAGCAUAUCUAUCUGUCUGCAAAGGUAGACGGGAAGCUCGUAGUCCGUCCGUACACUCCGGUGUCCAGUGAUGAUGACAAAGGCUACGUGGACUUAGUGGUGAAGAUUUACUUUAAAGAUGUUAAUCCUAAAUUCCCCGAGGGUGGGAAGUUGAGUCAGUUCUUGGAGAGCCUCAGGAUCAAUGACACUAUUGACUUUCGAGGCCCCAGCGGUCUCCUGGUGUACCAAGGCAAAGGUGCUUUUGCCAUUCAGUCAGAUAAAAAGUCCCCAGCUGAGAUGAAGACAGCCAGACAUGUUGGGAUGAUCGCUGGAGGAACAGGCAUCACUCCGAUGUUGCAGAUCAUCACCGCUGUGAUGAAGGACCCAAAGGACCAGACGGUGUGCUACCUGCUGUUCGCCAACCAGACUGAAAAAGAUAUUCUGUUGCGUCCGGAGUUGGAAGAGAUCCAGGUGAACCACCCGGACCGGUUUAAGCUCUGGUUCACCCUGGACAGAGCACCUGAAGACUGGGAGUACAGCCAAGGCUUCAUCAAUGAAGAUAUGGUGCAGGAACACCUGCCCGCCCCAGGUGACGAGACCCUCAUCAUGAUGUGUGGACCUCCCCCCAUGAUCCAGUUCGCCUGCAACCCCAACCUGGACAAAGUGGGCCACUCCAACAGCCGCAGGUUCACCUUCUAAACGUCUCAUUAGAGCAUCAAGUUAUCAUAAUCUCUCCUCAAAACAUUAAGGCACGCACAGUUACAGUGGUUAUUGCACUAUAUAUACACACUAUUUAUGCCAUGCAACGUUCACCAUGAAGCAGAAUCACAGCACGGACCAAUUCAUGUAAUCAGUAAGUGGCACGGAAGGGGGAAAAAGGUAAAUAUUAAGGCUUGGAAGGGUUCAAAAGUAGUAAGUAGAGGAGAUGGAUCAUGAAAGGUGUUGAGACUGUUAAUGAUGUUAUUCAAAAUGAUAUCAGAGUUGAGGUUUAAGGGAUGUUUUCUGAGUGCCUUAACACUUGCAAAGCUUUUUAUAUGCACUGUUUAAGACCACUUCAUUUGAACACAAUUGUAUUGAUUAUUCCAUUGAAGCUGUUGCACCUGUGUAAGAGUUAAACCUGCCCUCUGUCUAUCGUCAAAGAUGUCAAUAUUUUGCUAAUACAUGUUCUCUAACCUGUUCAACGGGAUGUUGUAACAGAUUUGUCUUUGUUGCAACAGUUGCUACUUGUGUUUGGAUAUGCAACAUAAAGAAAAUAAAAUGCUACUGAAUUUGA
Messenger RNA from Notothenia coriiceps (black rockcod), 1596 nucleotides. RefSeq names its product NADH-cytochrome b5 reductase 3-like. Gene Ontology annotation, molecular function: FAD binding; oxidoreductase activity. Gene Ontology annotation, cellular component: mitochondrion. Lineage: Eukaryota; Metazoa; Chordata; Actinopteri; Perciformes; Nototheniidae. The coding region runs from base 123 to 1022 and encodes 299 amino acids. The record is from RefSeq and is a predicted model, not a curated record. The transcript has 9 exons.